AUGCCAGUGCAGCUGACCGGACAGAAAAAGGACGCAGAGGUGCAGCCCAACUUCCAAGUGCCACUCGCCUCAGCGCCCACCGUUCGAGCCUUGGCGAUGGCUUCGUCGACUUCGGCGUCGUCGUCGUCGGCUCCCGCUGCUGCUGCUGCUGCUGCUGCUGCUGCUGCAGAAGGUGAAGACGUUUCGGCGAAUGCGAAGCGGACGAGCAUCGAGUCGAGCCGGCCGAUGGAGACUGAAGAUGUUGCGGACGAGCAUGUCGUGAAACAGCCGCAACGAGGACGUCUUCGUGGCGAGGCGUUGGCCAAGGCAAAUCGCAGAGGCCGCCAGACACUGGCCGGUUCGAACGACCGCCUCGAGACUCGGACGACAACUGAGCUCGCUGGGUCUUGCAGGCGAGGGCGAGGACGGUCGGGCUCGCCGUUGCUAUCGCCGUCGCCGUCGCCGCAGAAAGGCGACUCAAGGAGAGGAGGAAAAGGUGAGAAGAGAUGGGAUUGGCCGGAAUCGCUGCAGGCGUCCUGCAGAAAAGACGAACAAGAGAGCGGCAGAGAAAGACUCGAGCUUGCGGAUACAGAACAUACACACACACAUACACGCACACAGAGCUCACUCUAA
Molecule: messenger RNA, 612 nt
Organism: Protopolystoma xenopodis
Lineage: Eukaryota; Metazoa; Platyhelminthes; Monogenea; Polystomatidea; Polystomatidae
Source: the annotation of a GenBank genome assembly